AUGACCCCCCAACCGAAACCACGCCUUUGGGUCCUCCCAUUCGGCCUCUACCCUCGUCGUGUAACAAUCUACCUUGAAGAGAAAGGCAUCGCCGACAGGUUUGAAAUCAUCCCCGUAAACGUCACCACAAAUGGCUUGGAAGAAGUCGAAGGCAAGCCAUCCGGAACCGUUCCCAUCCUCGAAAUCUCCUGUCCCACGGCAGAGCAGCCCGGGAAGUACAUCUUCCAAAGCACGGCGAUCCUCGAGUAUCUGGAAGACGUCUACGGCCCCGAAGGCCCCGACAUGCGAGGCUCGACGCCCGAAGCUCGUGCGAGAAUGAGGGAGUGCAUGGACAUUGUGAAUGAAGUUACGACAUGGCUUGUCUUGUACGUUCAGCAUGGGUCGAGUCUGUACGGCAUGAUGAGAGAGCAGUCGCGGGAGACGGCUGUGGAUGGGUUGGAGCGGAUGCGCAAGGCUUUGAGGGUUUUGGAGGGUCUUGCGGAUGAGGAGGGCCCGUUUUUGGUGGGCGAAUCGCCGACUUUGGUUGACUGUAUAUUGAUGGCGACGGCGCAGUUUGCUUGGGGUGUUUAUGGGGUUGAUUUGACGGCGAGGCAUGAGAGGGUGAAGAUGGUUGUCGAUGCUUUUGGGAGGAGAGGGACAGCGGUGUUUCCUGGAUUGCCUGAGGAGAUGAAGCAGAUGAAUAUCUCGAUGUCUGUUGUGUAG
Messenger RNA from Zasmidium cellare ATCC 36951, 702 nucleotides. RefSeq lists its product as uncharacterized. NCBI's taxonomy places the organism in Eukaryota, Fungi, Ascomycota, Dothideomycetes, Mycosphaerellales, Mycosphaerellaceae. The coding region runs from base 1 to 702 and encodes 233 amino acids. The record is from RefSeq and is a predicted model, not a curated record. Gene Ontology annotation, cellular component: cytoplasm. The transcript has a single exon.